Messenger RNA from Metarhizium acridum CQMa 102, 2328 nucleotides. RefSeq lists its product as uncharacterized. The record is from RefSeq and is a predicted model, not a curated record. Lineage: Eukaryota; Fungi; Ascomycota; Sordariomycetes; Hypocreales; Clavicipitaceae.
AUGUGCAGCCAUUGGUCUCCCAGAAGCAUCAUCAUCGAAAUGGAUAGCCCAGACUGCACGCUCGAUAAUCUCCGACGCAUCGUGGGAUUCAACGGUCUUCGGGACUUCAACGACCUUGGCAAAAUGAGGCUAGACACUCUCCACAGUCGGAUCAGAGCCGUCAAUAAUAGGCUCUCACGAUACAAUGUCAUAUCCAUGUGCAUAAUUUGGCUUCAGACCAAGGCCUUGCAGGCACCGUUCUCGACACUUCCAUUCGAGACUUGGUGCACCGCCUUGGUAGACCAGCGAUGCAAGAAAGAGGAUGUCCUUAAUUUUUGGAAGUAUUCUCUUGAAAAUAUCUGGCUCUACCAUCAACGAUGCGAUCAAGGGUCAAAGAAACUAAUGAACAGGCUUUAUGGUGAGAUUAAAAGUCAUCUUUAUCAGGGCCAACCUUCCCCUGAUAAGAAGCGAGCGGGUGGUUCCAGUUCUUACCCUCAAGACGCAUUUUUGGGGAAGACUAUGGAUAACCACUGGGAGCCACCCCCUCCAGCUGUUUUUAAACACUCUGCUGCUGCGGUACGUUGCGCAGAGAAAGCGGUCAAUCUGGGCUGGGAGCCCGGUAAGAACCGGGAUGGUGUCUCUAGACACCAGACGGCAAAAUUGAGCUUGGAUGCGGAGCUCCUCAGGAAGCGAAUGUAUGAGCUUCGGGACCUUGAUAAGAAGCGUUGCCAGGAAGAGGAGGCGCAUGAGCAGGCUGCCCAGCAGGAAGGCAUUCUAAAGAACUUAGAAGCCUCCAAGGUCCCGGGCGGUCUUAGCUUGACAAAACCUCUUGCUAAAGAUAUUUGUCGGAGAUGCCACACGGCAGGGCAUGCUAUCUCCAAUUGUCCUACCAUCAACGACUCGUCGUGGGAUCCCCCUCCGCAUCCGAGAUAUAUUUGCGCUAUUUGCGGAGUAUCCGGCUCUCACUAUGUCUGGGACUGCGAGUGGCAUCGGCCCAAUACCCAAUGGAGCACAUACAGCAAGAGGAAUCAGUCUGCUACCGAAAGCAGCACGCAAGUCCUUUCCCAGGUGUCUCCUCAUCCAACAGAAGUUAUGAUGGGGGAUUUGCCGACGAAGCCGACGCCUCCAAAACAUUCUGAUGAUUUGUUUCCGUCGGUCAACAUGGAACAGAGUAAACUGGCCCUUCGCCCCCGUGUUCCCGAUGGUUUGGACUGUGGGCCACGGAGUCGCCCCAGCGUGAGUAUUAAGUCUGAAAAGAGUCGCCAACGAAGUAUUCCCCAUCAUGAAUUUGGUCGCUUGUCCCCUUGGGAGGAGGACAAAUGUGACUCGUUGGAUGAAGAGGGACAUGUUGGAGAAACAGUGGACAACGAAGCAGGCGAAGUUGCUUGCCAAACCGCAGAUGAUUUUUUGUCCAAGUUUGGGCUCGCACUCAAGAGAAAAUUUAAUAGAACGUUUUCUCCUGAAGGUUUGAUUUGUCUAGGUAAUGAGCCGAUGACCAAGAAGCUCAGAAUAGACCUUGAAGAUGGCGAAGUGUUGGAUGGCAGCCAUUUGCCAUCCCUUUUGACCAGCGGGACACCCAUUCCGGGUGCAAAGGACAUAGACGGGAGCUUCGUUCUGGGACCAAAGCCGAGUGGUCCUUCUCCUUCUGAGAGUACAGAAUCGAUGACUUCCGCCAGUUCUCUUGGCCGGAGCCCAAGUGUCCAUGACCUGUUUCCGAAUCGAGAGUGGGAGCACACUACUCAUGAGGCACGGCAAACGGCAAUGGAGCUGUGGCAGAGCAGCAGUGACAAGAUUGAACUUACUACCAGAGCCGAAAAUGAGGCUCCCUUGGUCGCAGUCAUGCUGGAGGGAAGUCAUGGCGCCAUUGACCAUUCCAUUGCAAUUGAAGGCAAUAAGAAUGGUGCCGCGGCUGGCGGCAUUGCGGAAGGGGAGGAAGAUGACAGCAUUUCCUCUAUAACAAGCCUGUCUGGUGCAAACAAGGAAAGUGAGGAGCUUGAUGGUGUUGGGCAUGCUGCUGCGUGCAAGUUGCACCACAAUAACGGUGAAGCUUUUUGUUCUGCCAGCAUCGAGGUGAAGCAGGUUGGCGACACGACUGAUCCUCUAGUUGCAGCUGAAGACAAGAAGAGCAACGCCGCAAGUUUUGGCGCUGUUGAGGAAAAGGAAGAGCGGAGCGCAUCUGCGACAAAGACUCUUGUUGCAGAUGAGGAGGUCCGGGGGCGAAGCAGUAUUGGGCAAGCCAUUGCAGAUAGUCUGCACCAGAGUGAUGUAGCUAUUCAGCCCCUUGAUGUCUCGGCGAAGCAAGAUGGAAGCGGCUAUGGACUUUGUGAGCAUAUCGAAGCCUUGGGUUGA